This is a messenger RNA of Pogonomyrmex barbatus (red harvester ant), 2976 nucleotides long. Its product is annotated as facilitated trehalose transporter Tret1. Gene Ontology annotation, cellular component: membrane. Gene Ontology annotation, biological process: transmembrane transport. Gene Ontology annotation, molecular function: transmembrane transporter activity. The record is from RefSeq and is a predicted model, not a curated record. Lineage: Eukaryota; Metazoa; Arthropoda; Insecta; Hymenoptera; Formicidae.
AGGAGGGAGCUCAAAAUCGAAAGUACAGCUCGCUCACGGCUUUCGCGCCGCGCGACGUUUAGUCCAUCUCGGUGUUUCGAUCUAAUGUAAACCGGCAAUCUUCCUCCCGACCUCUCUACUACACUAACACUUUCUAUUUACGUGAUUUCUCCUCGGUUCUCUCGGAUCUUGUCGCGUGUAGUCUCGAAACACCAAGUCUCUUCGCGACGCGAAACGCUCAAGAACUCCCGCGAACGAACAUUCUUCAUCCUUUCCUUUUCUCCUCUGCGAUCUGGCAACUGGCUACAUACAAAUAAUACAUAGAAAGGCCCGCUUCUGAUUGUAAAAGAAAGAACAAAUUGGGAAAUAUUUUUAUAGUUCGAUAUCGCGCCUCGAUUUCGAAAGAAAGUUGAAAUGAAGAACAAUUAGAUCGACAAAUGUGUGUGAAAAAUGUGAUGUUCAAUUGGGAAAUCUUUUGCAUAAAUAAGUUCGUAAGAAAUUUAAUAACAGUUCAAAAAUAAACUGUCCGACCAACUGGAAAUUUUCCGAUAAUUCAUUAAGAGAUUAAUUCCUUUGUUGACAGCAAAAAUAAAUUUCCUCGCGAAUUCAGAUAUAUGUAACUAUAAAUUGAUUUUACGGAUUUUAUAAAUCUUAUAAUUACUUGAUAAUUUUAUUUUCGCUUUUAAUAAUACCAUAUAUCAAACUAAUCGACGAACUAGAAAAGCCACGAAAUUGGUAAUUUUCUACUCGAGCAAUUUUACAAUCCCAAGAGAUAAUCCAUGAGAAUGAUUUUAACAAGUAGUUUCUUUCUGAAGGAAAGAAAAAACUAAAUAAUUGAGGUCAAACAAGUAAAUCAGUUGGAAAAUAUCAAAACAUUAACACAAAAGAAACGAAGAAUAAAUGGCAAACAUUGCUUGCGUGCAAAAGCAUAAAGUUAGCAUAACAACAUGAAAAAUUACAGCUACUACUUCCUUAUCUGAUGAAUAACAAAAAGGCGUUAAACAUUGGAACGUAAGCAUUCCUGUAACAAUUCGAAUUCCACUUGAAUCAAAUUGAAUCCCUUAGGACGCUUCAAUCCGACCUGAAGAAAUCGUUUUGCUAAAAAAAGUUUUUCUUUUUAUUAAAAAUUGAUCGACUAUCCGCCAAGUAGAAAGUAUCGAGAGGAUCGUCGUUCGCUUUUGCUGAAAGCACCUACAAUCUCUAAUCAGAAGGUUAUUCUCGUCGCAUCAACUCCGUCGUUUCUUCGACAUGCAAGAGAAUCGGCAUGCGUGAAGAUAAGAAAGUCGAACCAGAAAUGCCAGCAGAAAUGGCAACUUCUGAAUGCGUGGAGAACGGAAAGAGGAACGAUGACAAAACGUCAGUCACAGUCGAGGAAGUAUGCAUUUCCAAACUUCGACAAGCAGUACCACAAUGUUGUGCAGUCGGCGCUAAAAACUUACUCUUGACUACUUUCGGUACAAGCUUGGGAUUCUCAACUAUCCUUAUCCCAGCAUUACAGAGAAAAGAUGCAGACAUCCAAGUCACGAUGGAAGAACUAACAUGGAUCAGCAGCCUGAAUUUAUUUCUCGUGCCGUUUGGCUGUUUGGUGAGCGGACCGCUGUCGCAGUAUCUGGGUAGAAAACGAACGAUGAUGUUGGCGAAUAUACCGUUCGUGAUGGCCUGGUUGAUAUUUCACUACGCGACCAAUCCCGCGAUGUUGCUCACGGCACUCGCGAUGACAGGUCUGACGGGCGGCCUCCUCGAGGGGCCGGUUAUAACUUACGUCGCCGAAGUGACGCAACCGUACCUGCGCGGAAUGCUCUCCGCGACCUCCUCUUUGGCGGUGAUCCUGGGUAUCUUUACGCAAAUGCUCAGCGGCAGUUUGGUCCACUGGAGAACGGUGGUGUUGAUCAAUCUGUCCUAUCCGAUUCUUUGUUUCCUCGCUUUGUGCUUGGUACCCGAGAGCCCGCACUGGCUCGCCGUUAAGGGUCGCUUCAAGGAAUCGGAACGCGCUCUCUGCUGGCUACGAGGCUGGGUAGGCCCGUCACAAGUGGAAAAUGAAUUCAAAACGCUCUGCGAGGCGAUUCAGAAGCCAGCCGACAACACCAAUUCCGACAAGAAGGAGCUCUGGCGGUGUUACGCCAAGCGGACCUUCUACAAGCCUUUCUUUCUGGUCAGCGCGGCCUUCUUCAUCGGCCACUUCGGCGGCUGCACGACCCUGCAGACUUUUGCCGUUAUGAUAUUCGAAAGGCUGAAGGCGCCGAUCGACAAGUACAUGGCCACCGUGUUCCUGGGCGUCGCUCAGUUGAUCGGCAUCAUAAUCUGCGUGCUGACGAUCCACCUGAUGGGAAAACGCAAGCUGUCCUUCCUGUCGGUCGGUGGUACCGGUUCGUGUUUCCUCAUCACCGCUAUCUACGGUUACCUGAACGACGCGGAAUACGUGGACGGUGCCAAAUACACCUGGAUACCCACCACUCUAAUGAUAGGCGCUGCUUUCACGGGGAACAUCGCCAUCAGGACGUUGCCCUGGAUCCUCGCGGGCGAGGUAUUUCCGGUAGAGGUACGCAGCGGGGCGACCGGCGCGGCCGGUAUGAUUGGCUACAUCUUGGCGUCGAUUUCCAAUAAAACGUUCCUCUACAUGGUAAACGGCAUGACUUUGCCCGGCACGUUUUUCUUCUACUCUCUGAUCAACUUCGUCGGUUUGGGGCUGCUGUACGUGAUACUGCCCGAAACCGAGGGUAGAACGUUGCGGGAGAUCGAGGAGCAUUAUGCCGGCAUACAGAACCUGAAGAAUCGCCCGAAAAAAGAGGAACAGGUCACCAAAGAGAAAUGGGCGGUGGAAAAUCCGGCAAUCGUAUACGACGAGAAUCUCGAAAGUAAAUUAUAGUUAAUUAUAAUUAUAAAUCGGCGAUAAAUCGCCGCAUGAUUAUUUAUAGCACCCGGAUGUUUUCAAGAAAAAAAUUAUCUCAGAUAUCUCGUUAUAUUAUAUAUUAUAUAUUAAAAAGGGAAAAAUUAGAA